AUGAAUAAUGUUAGCGAUGAAGAAAUAGAUGAUGUUUCAGAUGAUUAUGUUGGUGAGAAGCCAAAGAAUGACGAGGAUUUUUAUAGUGCAGAUAGUGAUAUUGAAAAGUUAACUCACAAAAACGAGGAUGACAUCGAACCAAAUCCUUCACUCUCUCAAAAAGAUGAUGAAAAAAUACAAAAACAACAACAACAACAGCAACAGCAACAACAACAACAACAACAACAAAGUAAAGAUAUUAGCAUCAAUUUGGACGAAUAUCAACAAGAAACAGAUAGUGAGGAGUAUGAUUCUGAUUAUAUCGAUGAUAUGGAUUCUGACGAAUAUGAAGAAAAGUGUGAAAAUGAUAGAGAAAAAGACAAUUUAUAUGAAUUAGAAAAUGAAGAAAGAGAUGAAAAAUUUGGUAUUGAAUACAUUAAUACCAAUACUGCAAAUAAAAAUAAUAAUAAUAAUAAUAAUAACAAUAUAGUGGAAGUUUCACUAUAUGAAAGAUUACUAAAAAGAGAUUUCAAUAGAUACAAUAAAAGUGAUAUAAACACUAAAAAUAAUAUAAAUAAUAAAAAUAAUAUUAAUAAUAAUAAUAAUAAUAAUAAUAACAAUAAUAAUAAUAAUAAAAGAAAAGAUUUAUAUAUAUAUAGUAGUAGCGAUAAAGAAUUAAACAAUAAUAUAAUUAAAAGUUCUUUAUCUAAUCUCUUUUUCGAAGAAGAGUGUGAGGCUGAUAAUGAGGAAGAAGAAGAUGAAGAAGGUGAUGAUAAAGGUAUUAAACAAAGAAUUAAAAGAUAUCAAGAUAUUAAAAAUAGUAAAUUAAUAAUUAAAAGAGCAAAAAGUUUAACACAAGGUAUCAUAUUGGAUCCUAUCGAUCCAACAAUUAAAAAUAGUUUUCAACAAUAUCUAAUUCAAAGAGAAUUAAAACAAAUAAAAGUAAAAAAUAAUAAAAAUAAUAGUAAUAAUGAUAGUAAUGACGGCAGUAGUAAUAAUACAACAACAACAUCAACAACAACAACAACAACUAACGGUGAGUCAGUUGAUAAUCAAAAUGAUAAUAAAAAUAAUAAUGAUGAAAAAACUGUUACAAUAAAAGAACCAACUCCACCACCAACACCACUAAAAAAAAAGAGAAAAUCAAAAUCAAAACAAGCAGAAAUUGAAGUUGUCCCCUUUACAAGAUCAAUUUCAUCAAUACCAGACUAUCAAAAUUUUUAUAAUAAUAAUUCAAAAAAAGUUGAAACCUUAUUAAAUUGGGAUACUUUAAAUAUUAAAAAUUCAAUUACAAAUAAAAAUAAUAGUAUAAAUAUAAAUAAUAGUAAUAAUUAUAAUUAUAAUAAUAAAGGAGAAUUUUUAAAAUUUAAAAAAGAAGAAAAAGAAAUAAUAUAUUAUUAUAUGAUUUAUUAUUCAUCAAGUUUAUUAUUUUAUAGGUGUAAUGAAUUAUGGAAGAUGAUUUCAAAUCAUUUAGAUAGUAAACCAUCACCAUUAAAAAUUGGAAUUUUUAUAACAAAUAAAUUAGAAUCUAAUCAAUCUUUUAAUGAAUGGAGUUUAAAAUGUAAAAAUAAAUAUUUCAAUUUAAAUAGUAAUAGUAAUAGUAAUGGUGAUAGUAAUAGUAAUAUUCAAGAAUCAAUAGAUUUUAAAUUACCACCACAUUUACAAUAUCCAAUAUCAAAUUUAUCAUUUAAAGAUAAACAAAUUAAAAUUAUUGAAAAACAAUUAUUAGAAUUAAAUGGAAUUUAUAUGAAAUCACCAAUAACGAUUGGAACAAAAGAAUUCAAUUAUAAUAAAAAUAAUAAUAAUAACAAUGGGUCAAUUGGUAUUGAAAUUACAAAUGAUAUUAAAGAUAGUAAAAAAUAUAGAUUCGUUGCAUCAAAUGAAGAUUUAUUAAUUGAACAAAUUAAUACAGAUUUAUUAUUAGAACAAGAGAAAGAUAAUAUUAAAAAAGAAUUUAAUGAAUUUGAAGGUGGUGGUAGUAUUGUACCACAAGUAUUAUCAGGAAAAGGUUUAGAAAGUUUAUUAACAUCAAAAGAGUUUAAUCAUAUUACACCAUAUCCAACAGUUUUCAUUGAUAUGGCAGAAGCAUUAAGAGAUUGGUUAAAACCAGUAGUUCAAGAAUUAUCAUUUUUAAAACCAGUCAUUCACCAUCAACAUGCUGAUAAUGAAGAAAUCACAGUUGAACAAGUAUUAGAAUCAUUAAGAGUUACUCAAAAUUUACCAAAUGAAAAUUGGAAACCUUCAAAAAGAUAUAAAAAAUUUUAUGAUGAAAAAGAUAAAUCAACAAAUAACAAAAUUGAUGUUUCUAUAUUAUUUAAAAAUUUAAAAUAA
Molecule: messenger RNA, 2310 nt
Organism: Dictyostelium discoideum AX4
Lineage: Eukaryota; Evosea; Eumycetozoa; Dictyosteliales; Dictyosteliaceae
Exons: 1
Coding region: 1-2310 (769 amino acids)
Source: RefSeq, a predicted model, not a curated record